Heterocephalus glaber (naked mole-rat) is the source of this 1662-nucleotide messenger RNA. It is a transcript of the gene Cacybp, whose product is annotated as calcyclin binding protein. Gene Ontology annotation, biological process: heart development. Gene Ontology annotation, cellular component: nucleus. Gene Ontology annotation, molecular function: ubiquitin protein ligase binding; tubulin binding; S100 protein binding. NCBI's taxonomy places the organism in Eukaryota, Metazoa, Chordata, Mammalia, Rodentia, Bathyergidae. The record is from RefSeq and is a predicted model, not a curated record.
CGUUCCAGAGCCGUGGCGUGCAAAGGGCGGGCCGCGAUCUCGCGCAAGUCUGGUGUGCGCGCAGCUGCGGGUCCCGCGGCCUGCGCUGCUGUGGUCUACGCUCGCGGAGAGCGCGCUGGAUCCUGUUCUUGCGUGCACGCCUGCUGCUCUGGCCUCCGGUCUGACCCAGCCCGGCCAUGGCUUCAGCUUUGGAGGAGUUGCAGAAUGAUCUAGAAGAGGUAAAGGUGUUGUUGGAAAAGGCCACUAGGAAGAGAGUACGAGAUGCCCUGACAGCAGAAAAAUCCAAGAUUGAAACAGAAAUAAAGAAUAAGGUGCAACAAAAAUCACAAAAGAAACCAGAAUUUCUUGACAAUGAAAAGCCAGCUGCUCUGGUUGCUCCCACCACAACAGGAUAUACUGUGAAAAUCAGUAAUUACGGAUGGGAUCAGUCAGAUAAGUUUGUGAAAAUCUACAUUACCUUAACUGGAGUUCAUCAAGUUCCUGCUGAGAAUGUGCAGGUGCAUUUCACAGAGAGGUCAUUUGAUCUUUUGGUAAAGAAUCUAAAUGGGAAGAGUUACUCUAUGACUGUGAACAAUCUCUUAAAACCCAUCUCAGUGGAAGGCAGUUCAAAAAAAAUCAAGACUGAUACAGUUCUUAUCUUAUGUAGAAAGAAAGCAGAAAACACGCGAUGGGAAUACUUGACUCAGGUUGAAAAAGAAUGCAAAGAAAAAGAAAAGCCAUCCUAUGAUGCUGAAACAGAUCCUAGUGAGGGAUUAAUGAAUGUUCUAAAGAAAAUUUAUGAAGAUGGAGAUGAUGAUAUGAAGCGAACCAUUAAUAAAGCCUGGGUGGAAUCAAGAGAGAAGCAAGCCAAAGGAGACACAGAAUUUUGAGACUUUUAAGUCCUUUGGAGAACUAUUAUGUGGAAAUACUGCUAUUUCCAAUAACGGAAUGUUGGUGAGCUGCACAUUUAAAUUUGGAAGAUAACUGCAAAGCCUUCAAAGUAAAGGCAAUGAAUUUUCCAUUUCUUAUUGGAGGAUUUAUUUAAAUAAGAUAUGCAUAUUAAACAUUUCCUCCAAAGAUGGUUUCAUUAUACCCUGGUCAUUUUGUUUAAGGAAGGGUUAUAUGUUAUUCUCAUUGAAAUACAAACACCAAGUCUUAGGGCUGGGGAUUUAGCUCAGUGUUUCCGCUGCCUGCCUUGCAAGCACAAGGACCCGAGUUCAAUCCCUGGUACAAAAAAAAAACCAAAAAAACAACCAAGUCUUGUCUAAAAACAUUAUGUGUGUUUUUGUUCAGCUAGGAGGUAGAAAACAAAAGUAUUUGCUUGCCUGCAAGUUACAGAUGUCAGCUCCCACUUAAUGUAUGAAUAAGAGUAAAACUGAAUUUUUGUAUAAAAUUCAAAUUUGUGCCUGUGCUUCAAAUUUGCUGUAGAAUGGAUGAUCCCUUAUUACCAGCUUGAGCAGUACAUAUAGCAGGGAUUACCAUGCACUAAUAAGCCAGUCACAAAUGUUUCUCUCUAGAUUUAAAUAUAUUUGUUUAUGAAUAUAGAAUUAAGAAUAGACAAGCAUCUUCAUAUAGUAGCAGUUAGUACUACCAUGGGUCAGAUACUAAUAACCAUAAAGCAAAAAUAAUUUGAAAAUCCAUCUAUUCCUGUGUUCAAUAAAGUUGGAUUUUUAUGUAACAAAA